GCGCAGCAUGCCGGGAGCCCUGGGGUCUCACUGCACUCUGGGAACUGCAGUCUCCUCCGGCCUCGCUCCAUAUUGAAGGGAAAAAGGGGCCGCCAACUGCUCCAUUUUACGCCUGGGCUGCGCUGCUUUGGAUCUCCCGGCGGGGAGGUGGUUCAUCAGCAGGGUGCAGCCGGAGUCAGGCCGGACUCCGGACGGUUCGGGAGGAGGGCAAAACGGAGCGAGGCGGGAGGAUACCGCCUCCACAAGUUAGCUGGCUCGCUACCCUAGACUGAGCAAAGGGGCGGGGUGACGGCGCUUCUCCUUUAAGAGGGGGCGGGGCAGGCCCUGCCGUUUGUCUUCCCCUCCUCCUCUUCCUCCUUCCCUCCUACCCUAACCUCCCCCAGCCGCGAGAUGACCGACCAAUCACCGGGGUGGCCGAAGGAAGGCGGGAGAAUGCGAACCCUUCUGUCCGGCGGGAGGGGCGGGCACCGAUCCUUAUAAGGGCUGAGCCCUGCGCAAGCGCAGAGGCAUCUGCAGUCGGAGGGGAGGGGGGCAAAGAGAGAGCGAGAGAGAGAGAGAGAGAGAGAGACCCACACACACAUACAUACACAUACACACAUAUACACACACACACUCAGACCCCGACACUCUCACACUAGGUACUUGGGAAAAGUGGGGGACUAGCGGGGGGACGGUCAGUGAAAGCCGAGUAGCGAAGGGAGCCGGGAGCAGAUUGGGGCGCGAGGGGGACGCGGAGCCCCGGCAGCCGUCCGGGACGCCCGAGUGCCGCGUCCCCGGCGGCGGCGGCGGCGGCACGGCCGGGGAUCCCCGCUGCCCGGGCGCUGAGGGGGGCAGCUGAUCUCGCUCCGCCCUAGGACGUGUACCCGCGGCGGGGUAUGUGAGGGUCCCCCCUCGGGGGCCGGAGGGAGCGGGUCGGCUGCGCCCCGGAGAGGGCGGCCCGGGCGGCCGCGGCGGUGCAUGUGUGGCCGCUGGAUGCGGAGGAGGCGGCGGCGGCGGCGGCAGGAUGUUAGGGCAGCAGCAGCAGCAGCAGCAGCUGUACCCGGCGGCGGGGCUCCUGGCCGGGGAGCGGGGCCGGCUGCUCUCCUGCUACGUGCAGGACUACCUCGAGUGUGUGGAGUCGCUGCCCCUGGACAUGCAGCGGAACGUGUCGGUGCUGCGGGAGAUAGACACCAAGUACCAAGAAGCAUUAAAGGAAAUUGAUGAUGCCUGUGAAAAAUAUAAGAAAGAAAACGAUCCACAUCAGAAGAAACGCCUUCAGCAGAAUCUUCAGAGAGCAUUAAUCAACAGUCAGGAACUGGGUGACGAGAAAAUUCAAAUUGUCUCACAGAUGCUUGAACUGGUCGAGAACCGGGCAAGGCAAAUGGAUUUGCAUUCGAAAUGUUUUCAAGAUCCUUCUGAAAGUGAAAGACCUUCAGAUAAGACAAAGAUGGAUUCCAGCCAACCAGAAAGAUCUUCAAGAAGACCACGCCGGCAGCGGACCAGUGAGAGCCGUGAUCUCUGCCACAUAGCAAAUGGGAUUGAAGACUGUGAUGAUCAGCCACCUAAAGAAAAGAAAUCCAAAUCUGCCAAGAAAAAGAAACGUUCAAAGGCCAAGCAGGAAAGGGAAGCUUCACCUGUGGAAUUUGCAAUAGAUCCCAAUGAACCCACAUACUGCUUAUGUAACCAAGUGUCUUACGGGGAAAUGAUAGGAUGUGACAAUGAACAAUGUCCAAUUGAGUGGUUUCAUUUUUCAUGUGUUUCACUUACUUAUAAACCAAAGGGAAAAUGGUAUUGCCCAAAGUGCAGAGGAGAUAAUGAGAAAACAAUGGACAAAAGUACUGAAAAAACAAAAAAAGAUAGAAGAUCGAGGUAGUAAAGGCCAUCCACAUUUUAAGGGAUUAUUUGUCUUUUAUAUAAUUCAUUUACUUUACAGAAAAUGUUUUAGGAUAAAUGCAUAAGGCUAUGCAAUAAUUUUUAAUCAUUAGUAUUAAUGGAGUAUUAAAAGUUGUUGUACUUUGUCUGUGGUUUACUUUUCUGCACUGAAUAGCCAAAUGUUUUAAAGCCAGGUGGUCUUAGAAUAACACAUGGAAAGAAUUAGGAACAGUGGGAAUAUGGUGUGAACAGGUUGCUUUUAUUUUUCUCCACAAACUAUACAUAUCUCAUUGUCACUUAAGAUGGAAAUGUUGUUAAUGGGUAAACACCAAAGGUUUACUAGCAUUUAAUUCUUCUCUACACUUUAAAAGUUUUUAGACUCUUCAGCUGAUGUGAACUCUAUUUUACCUCCGUGGUACAUUGAACCUUAUCUCUAGUCUCAUGAGGACUCAUUUAAGGAGCUAGAGAGGAAAGUUAAUUUAGGAUUCCAUGUGGAAUAAUGUACACACAUUCUUAUCAGAGUACCUUGCUGUUGUAUUUUUCUUAGCAGCAUUUUGAUACACUAUCAGUAACCCAUUUGUAAAUGACUCCUUUUCACAAAAGCAGCUAUUAAUCCGCCUGUGUUUUAAAAUAUAAAAAGUUCUCCUUAAUAAACUUGGGCACUAAAGAGUAGUUGGUAUACCAAAAAUACUACCAUUAGGUUAGAGUGGCAGAAUUUAAGCUCAUUUAGCAGUAUGGGUUCACUUAGUUUUUGGGCAUUCUUAAAGGUGUAUUGUAUUUUCCUGACACUGAUAACAACAAAAACCCCAAAUCUGAAUUUCUCUGUGAUCUGCUGGGAUGCCUCGGCACAGUUCUAAUCAAUUGGAAAGCAAUACAAUAGUCCUUAAUAUCUGUAUAUCAAAAAGUUGUUUUAAAUUGUUUUGCUGUCAUUUAAACAAUUUGCUUUCAUUUAAACAACUUCCAUCCAUAACGACACAUCAUUAUUUUAACUUAGAGUUGUAUUAAUCCUCUUGACUUUCCCGCAUUGGUGCUCCCUGAUAUGUUUGCUUUGGAUGAAUAUGAUUUUAGGAAAAUGCAGUUAAUCACGUGUUUGUAAAAUGGGUUUUCCAAGAGUCUUAUCUGUUAAAGAUAAGAAUGUUGAAGGGUGUAUGUUUGGGGAUUUUUGUUUGUUUGGGGGGCUAUAGCUUUAUCUGUGUGUAACCUGCCUUGUACUCUUCCUCUUUGUUUGAGCGUGACAAUCUUGAUUCUUAUUAACCUGGUAAAAACCCUAUCUGGGUCGAAGAAGUGUUUACUGUGUAAGCAACAAGGUGUUGUAGAAACAACAUGGGACUCUUGAGAGUCAGACUUUGGUUCUAAUUCUGACCCUGACACUAAAACUAGCUACUUCAUGUUAGGCAAGUUGCUUGGCUUCUCUGGCCCUGAUUUUCCUCCUCUGUAAGGUAAUAGACUUGAACUAAAUGAUCCAUGAAGUCCCUUACGAUUAAAGUUCUCAUUUUCUGUACUAAUUUGAAUUAGAGUGAAGAUUUUAAAAGCUAGUAAAAUGGACAUUUUUUUCAAAACAUUUUCAUAAAUCUGAGAUGUGAAAGGCAUAUAAAGAUGUUAGAGCAAGUGAGAAGAGCUUCAAUCCAAUAGCUAGUUUUGAUUGAGUACAGAUGAUUUUAUUAAUCCUGGGGGAAACACUCAGAAAACAUCAUUAAGAAUUUAUCCUUUUAUACAGAAAAUGUAAGUUACAACGUUAAGAAAUUCCUUUCCCAGGCAAUAGGAUUAGAAUGUUUCUUACUAGAGACAAUUUCGUAAUAAGUUUCUUUGUCACUAGACUGUCAUGAGAUUUUUUUCUGAUGAUAUAUAUAUUAAUGGUUACAAAAUGCACUCACAUAUUUGUCAUACCAGCUGAGAUCAAGUCGGGGGGAAAAUAAUAUAUAUAUAUAUAUAUAUAUACACACACACACACACAUAGUGCUUUGUAAGCUUUCAGGUGCUAUAUCAAUGUUAGCUAGAACAAUAAUACCAGUUAAUGUAAGCAUAAGCCUGGUUUAAUUGUAAUCUGCCAAAUGAAAAUUGAUUAAAAUAGAUUUGUUUUGAGUACUAGAACAGUGAUUAAUAACUCGUGACUAAUAAGAUUAGUUUAACAGGAAAAAAGGAAAAUAGUUGCCUGGAAGUUUUACUUCUUAAUGUGGCAUAUAUUGAGACUCAGUCCUCUUUUUUAAACACCCUUUUUCAGUUUUUAGGGUAGAUAUACUUUCACUGUUAGUACCCACCUUUAUUCUGGAUUAUAUGUAAAACUAAGAACUUAGCUCACAACUUGGAAAACUAGGGUUUGUCACCACUGGGCCUGGUAAAAGUUUCUCUUCUACUUUAUUCUAGUAAGGUCCAGUCAAAUGGUUGGGGAUGGGGGCGGGGGUUAGGAAGAGAAGGUGUCAUGGAGUAAUAGCAUUAAUAAAGGACUGGGAAUCCACAAGGAAAGAGAAAUAUUUAGCUGCUGAUACCAAAUGAACAAUUUUAAGUUUCCUCUUUAAAAAUUUUCAAGUCUCACUCUCCUCAAACAAGUUCUUACACAAUACUACCACUUUCUGUCUUCUUGGUCAUACAAAAAACAACCCAACGCCACAGUCCACAGUACCCAGAAUCAAAGAAUCCACACUGUCCAUGAAAAAUGGCCAUUCAGAUGCACCUUUAGAGAUAGGAAACUUUCCCUUUAAAAAACAAACUGUUUUGUUGCUGCCCCUUUAAACAUCAUGGUUAUUUCUCUCUGAUGCAUUCUUCCCCCACCCCUGGAAUAGAAUCCUUUUGGAUUCUUGGAUUGUAACAAAUAGUACAUUUAGAACAAAUCAGCACAUUGGCCAUGUCUGGGAAUGUCUAUCCCAUUCUGUCUAAAGGUGGGAGGCAUGGAUCACCUUCAGGCCUCAAGUCAUGGGGUCACUGUGGAUUAUUAGGUCUCAAUGUUUUUCUUUACAUUUUUAUGGCCUGGUUCUUGCUUGUUUUGCUUUGCAUCGGUUCACAUAAGCCUUACCACAAGUUUCUCCAAAUUCCCCACAGUUAUCAUUUCUUAAGUUGCAGUAACAUUCCAUUACACUUAGAUAUUACAGUUUGUUUAUCCAUUCCCUAAAUGAAUGUCAUCAAUUCUCCUAGUUCUUUGCUACUACAAAAGAUGCUGCUAUAAACAUUUUUAUGUACUGUAUAUAUAGGCUCCUCCCCUGUAAGGAAGACCACAGGGUCAAAGGGUACAUACAGUUUAGUGACUUUAAAAUAUAAUUUUUAAAUGGUUUUCCAGAACCAUUAUACCAUCCCCUAAUUCUGCCAACAGUGCAUUAGUGCUCACUACUUUCCAAGGUAGCCCAUUUUGCUUUUGCACAGCUUGAAGUGUUAGGAAGUUGGGGGUGGGGGUUUCCUUAUUUUGAGCCAAAAUGUGCCUCAACAACUCUUACCCUGUUGGUCUUGUACAUACUUUGCUUGAUAGAUUGUAAGUUCCUAGAGGGAAGGGAUUGUUUUCAUUUUUGUCUU
This is a messenger RNA of Dromiciops gliroides (monito del monte), 5352 nucleotides long. It is a transcript of the gene ING2, whose product is annotated as inhibitor of growth family member 2. Gene Ontology annotation, biological process: positive regulation of DNA-templated transcription. NCBI's taxonomy places the organism in Eukaryota, Metazoa, Chordata, Mammalia, Microbiotheria, Microbiotheriidae. The coding region runs from base 1004 to 1852 and encodes 282 amino acids. The transcript has 2 exons. Gene Ontology annotation, cellular component: nucleus. The record is from RefSeq and is a predicted model, not a curated record.